GUGUAGGUAUUUCACAACAGAUGAUAUCGAAGAAGUGCAACUGUCAAUAGUGCAUAAACAACAACAACAACAAAGGACAGCUAAUACAUUUAUUUAUUCAUUCGGAAAUAAUUUUUGCUAAACAACAACAUGGCAUCAACGUUGAAUAUACUUUGUGGAAUAUGCAGUGAAUUCUAUGCGGCUCGUGACAAUAUUUACGUUACUCGUUGUGGUCAUGUAUUUCAUCAGCAAUGUUUAUUCCAUUGGUUAAGGGUAUCACACACUUGUCCCCAGUGUCGAGAUCCUUGUCUACGACAUCGGUGUCACAGAAUAUAUUUAAAUUUUCAACCCUUGGACGAAUCAACAGUAACAAAUUCCCCACCUCAGCUCAAUAAUGUCUAUAGCGGCUAUGAUUGGCUUCACAUAGACCACGAUAUGGAUGCGGAAAUGAUAAAAAGCUUUGGGCUGCACUACGGGACCGAUGAUGAUGGCAAUGAUAUGUACGCUGCUCGUGGUUACUUUAACCAAGAUUUGAUACCAGCCUAUUAUUGCCCACAAAAACGUGGGGUAUAUGUUCCAUGGGGAUUUAAAUCACAUUUUCUAACAAGUAAUAUCGAAAUUUUGGACAUAAGCUGUGAUAAUGCCGAAUAUAAAUGGGUGCCAGCAUCUGAGGGGAAUUUACCAGAAAAUGCAUUGGUCUCGGGCCAUACAGCGUACAGUGAACCGUUGUACAUAGCUCGUGCCGAGCACGAAGGAAAAACUCUGUAUGGAAAAUUACAUCGUCAAUAUAAAAUGGCCUAUAUGCCUUAUGGUGAUGUCGAAGUUUGCAAUUCCCAAUAUGAAGUGCUAGUCAGAAUACCUAAGACAACAGAUAACCCACAGUGAAAAUUAAAAAUAAGUGAUUUGUCAUAUUCUAAUAAUAAUAAGUUAUUAGAGAUGAGACAUACAAUACGAUGAGAACUGUUUUUAGAUCAAAAA
Molecule: messenger RNA, 957 nt
Organism: Musca domestica (house fly)
Lineage: Eukaryota; Metazoa; Arthropoda; Insecta; Diptera; Muscidae
Exons: 2
Coding region: 130-864 (244 amino acids)
Molecular function (GO): zinc ion binding
Source: RefSeq, a predicted model, not a curated record